Molecule: messenger RNA, 1038 nt
Organism: Penicillium soppii
Lineage: Eukaryota; Fungi; Ascomycota; Eurotiomycetes; Eurotiales; Aspergillaceae
Product: ketoreductase
Exons: 2
Coding region: 1-1038 (345 amino acids)
Biological process (GO): fatty acid elongation
Cellular component (GO): endoplasmic reticulum
Molecular function (GO): ketoreductase activity
Source: RefSeq, a predicted model, not a curated record
AUGGAUUUAUCGAAAUACACUGAGUGCCUCUCACAAUGGCCUGCCCAUGUCGCCCCGGGCUUGCCGACUUUCGGCGCGUUGUUCCUCCUGGCGACUGGUGGGCUGGUCAUUGCCUGCAAAGUCUGGACAUUCGUGCGGGUGCUUCUUAGCCUGUUCGUGCUUCCGGGAAAACCGCUCCGCUCGUUCGGUCCCCCUGGUAGCUGGGCUGUGGUGACAGGCGCCUCAGAUGGUCUGGGCAAAGAGUUUGCAUUGCAAUUGGCAAAGGCGAAGUUCAAUAUCGUGCUCGUAUCUCGGACAGCCUCGAAGCUGGAAACCCUGUCAGAGGACAUCACCAAGCAGUUCCCGCAAGUGCAGACCAAGACCCUGGCGAUGGACUUCUCGCGCAACGCCGACACUGAUUACGAAGCCCUGAACAAGCUGGUCUCCGAGCUGGACGUUUCUAUUCUCGUCAACAAUGUCGGAUUGAGCCAUUCGAUCCCCGUUCCAUUCGCGCAGACCCCCGCCGCCGAGAUGGCCGAUAUCGUGACCAUUAACUGCACCGGUACCUUGCGCGUUACCCAACUCGUCGUCCCCGGAAUGAUGCAGCGCCGCCGCGGUCUGGUUCUGACCAUGGGCUCUUUCGGUGGUCUGCUUCCUACCCCGUUCCUGGCCACUUACUCCGGCAGCAAGGCUUUCCUGCAGCACUGGUCCACUGCUCUGGGCGGUGAACUCGCUCCUUAUGGCAUUGAUGUCGAACUUGUCCAGGCUUACCUGAUUACCUCUGCUAUGUCUAAGAUUCGUCGCGCUUCUGCUUCGAUCCCCAACCCCCGCACUUUUGUUCGCUCUGUUCUUGGCAAGAUUGGUCGCAGUGGUGGUUCGCCUACCUACGCUUACAGCUCUUCGCCGUACUGGAGCCAUGGUAUCAUGGCCUGGUUCUUGACUACUGUUACUGGCACCAUGGGCAAGUUUGUUCUUGGGCAGAACAAGUCUAUGCAUGAGAGCAUUCGCAAGCGUGCUCUCCGCAAGGCUGAGCGGGAGGCUGCUAAGAAGAGCACCUAA